AUGGUUGGUGACGCUCAGCUGGCGAAUGCUGGCAAGCCAAUAAUCAAGUCGUUGUACAACGAACACCCCGACGUCACCGCGUUCACAGCUGAGCGUGUAGCCGAGGUGCGCUCUGAGCGGCGCAUCACUAUUGAGGGCUUUGGUCCGGAGGACGACUUUGAGGCGGGCGGCCCUACGGACAUAAAGCCGGUGCUCGCGUUCGAGCACACGGGGCUCCCGUCGGACAUGCUUCACGCCACACGGAACUUCGUGUCGCCCAGCCCUAUCCAGGCUCAGUGCUGGCCCAUCAUCCUGGCGGGACGGGACCUGAUUGGUAUCGCAGCCACGGGCAGCGGCAAGACGCUCGGUUUUGGACUCCCCAUGCUCCGGCACAUCGCCGCCCAGCGCGACAACGGUGUGGUGUCCGGUAAGGGCCCGUUUGCCAUCGUGAUGGCGCCUACCCGGGAGCUGGCCUUGCAAAUCAACCAGGUCUUGGAGGAAGCUGGGAGCCAGUGCAGCGUGCGGACCGUCUGCGUUUAUGGCGGUGUUCCCAAGGGACCCCAGGUGGCCGCGCUCAAAAGCGGUGUGGAAGUUGUGGUGGGCACUCCCGGCCGCAUGGAGGACCUGCUCAACGACGGGGUGCUGCAGCUCAAGAAGGUCACAUACGCCGUCCUUGACGAGGCGGAUCGUAUGCUCGAUUUGGGCUUCGAGCCGCACAUCCGUGCAAUCAUGGGGCUUACUCGGGCCGACCGGCAGACGCUUAUGUUCAGCGCAACGUGGCCUGCGGCGGUGCAGAAACUGGCCAUUGCGUUCUUGUCACAUCCCGUGAAGGUCACCAUUGGAAGCCAGGACCUUGCUGCCAGUCAUUCGAUCACUCAGCGGGUGGAUGUCAUUGAUCCGAAUGCGCGUGACGGCAGGCUGCUUGAGCUACUUCAGCAGUACCACGGCGCGAAGGGUCGCAAGAACCGUGUCAUCAUUUUUGUGCUCUACAAGAAGGAGGCUCCGCGCGUUGAGCAACUGCUCAGCCGCAAAGGCUGGAAGGCUGUUGCCAUUCACGGCGACAUUAGCCAGCAGCAGCGGACGGACGCUGUGGAUAAGUUCAAGUCGGGGGUCGUGCCUUUGCUUAUUGCGACGGAUGUGGCUGCGCGCGGCUUGGACAUCCCGGACGUUGAGGUCGUUAUCAAUUACUCCUUCCCACUUACCACAGAGGACUACGUGCAUCGCAUAGGUCGCACAGGCCGAGCGGGGAAGACUGGUAUCGCCCACACUUUCUUCUGCGCUGGACCAGACAAGCCCCGGGCAGGCGAGCUUAUAAACGUGCUACGGGAGGCGGGGCAAGAGGUCCCGGCUGAACUCCUCAAGUUUGGGACGGCGGUCAAGAAGAAGGAGUCAAAGAUGUAUGGCGCACACUUCCGUGAUGUCGACGUGCACGCGAAAGCAAGCAAAGUCACUUUCGAUGAUGACUAAUGACAUACAAAGGCCGAUCGGCUCGGCAGACUCAGUUGUGUUCAGGAUUGGGCAACUCUUGUGAUCUUGAUUCCAAUUUCCAUUUGCUUAGAUGGCGGUACAGCGAUUUGGAGGUUAUUAAUAGAUUCCUGCCCCGGUUGGCAAAACGGUGUUUUGACAACGCAAGUUUUGCUACGAGUUAGCCUGAAAGAUGGCUAGAAGUACACGGUAUGAAACGGGCAGCCACAACUUUCAGGGGGGAGAAUGCCCGGCGGAUUACUGUGGUGUAACAAGGCUGAUGCGCAAUAUGCGCCAUAUGCGACGGGGAUACAAUGUCGCGUGCACCGUUGCGCUUUGAAUGCCGACUGCCCGUC
Molecule: messenger RNA, 1799 nt
Organism: Volvox carteri f. nagariensis
Lineage: Eukaryota; Viridiplantae; Chlorophyta; Chlorophyceae; Chlamydomonadales; Volvocaceae
Exons: 10
Coding region: 1-1446 (481 amino acids)
Biological process (GO): rRNA processing
Cellular component (GO): nucleolus
Molecular function (GO): RNA helicase activity; ATP binding; RNA binding
Source: RefSeq, a predicted model, not a curated record